AAAAAAUAAAAUUAAUAUCACUCAAAAACAAUUUUUACAAUGUUUUAAAUAACAGCGUUAUAAUAAAAGGGCAAAAUUAACCACCGGACAACUGAUCCAACUCGCCAUCGCCUAAUGUUGACAGUGAUGAGUAUGAGUGCCCCCCUUUCACCCAAUGGCAGCACAACCAGUAGUGUUAUGUCGUCCGAAGACUCCUCAUCCACAGUCUCGGGCGGGUAUAACCCGAUGACCGCCGCCGGUGUUCGUCCGACACAACACUAUUCACUGCCACCGCAGCCGCCGUCCACUUCGGCCACCAAUCAGUUUGUUGUGUCCAAUAUUAACAAUCAUAAGCAACUGAUCAAAGUGUGCAGAGUUUGCGGCGAUCGGGCAAAGAGUUAUCAUUUUGGCGGCAUUUCGUGCGACAGUUGUAAAGCAUUUUUCAGGAGAAGUGUACAAAACGACGCGUUUCUUAACUUUCACUGCCCUUACGAUAGGAAUUGUGAGAUCACUAUUAACUCUAGAAAGUCAUGUCAAUUUUGCAGAUUCAAGAAAUGUACGGCAAUAGGAAUGGAGAAGACUUGGGUUAUGAGCGAAGAGGAAAGGAUGCAAAUGCUUAAGAAUCGUAUUGAAAAACGCAAACACGAAGACACAGGUCUCGGUCCCAAUACACCACAACCCAAACACCACGAGUUUAGAUAUAACAACGAUAGGCCAAACAGAUAUCAGCCAAAUAUCAGUCAAAUUAACACAUAUUUAACUAUAGAUGAGGUAAAACUAAUCGAGAAUAUAAUGAAUCAAAUCCGGAAAUGUUCGCAAGAAAUCUCAUUCGACAUCACAAACAACGGCGUCGGCGAUGACGGCGCUGGUAAUGACGGUUCGGCCGCCGACAACAUGAGAGCGCCUAUAGAUGUGUUGCAAAUAUUCUUCAAAGCUAUACAACAGUUUGCACUAUUCGUACAGACAUUCCCGGCAUUCGGUGCGAUACCGACGGCCGACAAACAAGUGUUACUAAGGGGUGGAGUACUGGAGCUGUGUUUCCUUCGCGGGGCCUUCAGCUAUGAUAUGCGGGGCAAACACUGGCGAUACGACACCGGAGUUAUCUAUUCGGACAGUUUGCAGACAUUGCUGACCAAAGAUCUGCUGGAAAAGCACAUGCAGUUCAUCAAAACGGUGAAGAGGUUACGGAUCGACGAACCGACGUAUAUAUUGUUAUCGUUGGUCAUACUUCUGACCGCCGAUCGCGAGGGUCUCACCGCUGGCCAACUCGUGCAGAGCGAACAGGAGAAGUACCUGUUGUUGUUGAAGUCGUAUAUGGCCUGGAGGUACGGCCCGCGCGUCUCAGCCCUACUCUAUCCGAAAUUGUUGCUAAAGUUGGCGGACUUGCGUGAGUUGGCCGAAGCGCACACCGAUUACGAGCUACUUCUUGGUCGCCAUGAGUUGCGACAAAUCCAACACAAACUGUCGGACAUAAAUUUGGCCACAAUUCCCGACGAUUACGCCAACCUUUUGGCCGCUCAGAGCCCGGACAGCGUCAACGCCGCCGCAAACGCCGCUCAUUUACUAAACACAUUCGGCGGACAACAGUCUUCGUCGGCGGUUAACGUGUGGACAAUCGGCAACUCUAUAACCGACGAUAGUUUUGGCACUAAUCGUGGUUUAUAUGACGACGAGUUGUCGACGUCUAGCGAAGGCUCGGAGAGGCUGUUAUCGGAUUAA
Molecule: messenger RNA, 1698 nt
Organism: Medioppia subpectinata
Lineage: Eukaryota; Metazoa; Arthropoda; Arachnida; Sarcoptiformes; Oppiidae
Source: the annotation of a GenBank genome assembly